This is a messenger RNA of Andrographis paniculata, 1586 nucleotides long. RefSeq names its product NAC transcription factor 56-like. Lineage: Eukaryota; Viridiplantae; Streptophyta; Magnoliopsida; Lamiales; Acanthaceae. Gene Ontology annotation, biological process: regulation of DNA-templated transcription; system development. The coding region runs from base 270 to 1382 and encodes 370 amino acids. The record is from RefSeq and is a predicted model, not a curated record. The transcript is spliced from 3 exons. Gene Ontology annotation, molecular function: DNA binding.
AUAGAUAGAUAGAUAGAUAGAUACCACCGUAUUAUAUAUAUUUAUUUAUAUAUAUAAAGAGAUAUGUCACCCAGACGAUGUUGUCCACCUUAAUUGCCUUCUCCUAUUUUUCUUCUUCCGAUCGACCCUCGCCGGAAUAUGCUCUUCUUCUCCGAUAAGUUUCCCAAAUCCAAAAGCUUCAGAGCUCCUGCUCUUCCACCUCUUCUGUCCUCCACAAUAAUUUUACAGUAAUCGAUACACACAUAUAUAUAUAUAGAGAGAGAGAGUAUAUGGAAAGCACCGAUUCUUCCGGCGGGUCGCAGCAGCCGCAGCUGCCGCCGGGGUUCCGCUUCCACCCUACCGACGAGGAGCUGGUGGUGCACUAUCUUAAGAAGAAGGCGGCGUCGGCGCCUCUCCCUGUCGCCAUCAUAGCUGAAGUCGAUCUCUACAAAUUCGAUCCUUGGGAAUUGCCAGCAAAGGCUACAUUCGGAGAGCAGGAAUGGUACUUUUUCAGCCCUAGAGACCGGAAGUAUCCCAACGGCGCCCGGCCGAACCGGGCGGCCACGUCGGGAUACUGGAAGGCUACCGGAACCGACAAACCGGUUCUGACGGCGGGAGGAACUCAGAAGGUCGGGGUGAAGAAGGCGCUGGUUUUCUACGGCGGGAAGCCGCCGAAAGGAGUCAAAACUAAUUGGAUUAUGCACGAGUAUCGGCUAUCGGAAAACAAAUCCGGCGGCGGCGGAAAGCCGCCGGGAUGCGACGUCGUUCCGAACAAGAAGGGAUCUUUACGGUUGGAUGAUUGGGUUCUGUGCCGGAUUUAUAAAAAGAACAACUCGUUGCAGCGGCCGAUGGACCACCGCGACGGCCGCGGCGACGACAUGACGGAGUUGGUCGGCGCAAUUCCGCCGGGGCUGUCAAUGCUGCAGCCGAUGGCGCAGCAGAAGCUUCUAAAGGCGGCGGCGGCGGGGAGCAACUACGGCCCGUUAAUGGAGGUCGAACAUCAGAAUUUGUAUGACGGAAUGAUGGGUGGUAAUUCGAUGGCUUCUCAUCAUUUAUUUCCGCCGGGCGGCGGCGGCGGAUCGAAGGUAUCUCUUCCGCUGCCGCAUAUGGCUUCUGCAGACGGUAAUCUCCUCCCCGCGGGAAAAAGACCGCUGCCGAAUUUAUACUGGAGCGAGGAAGAUCAGAACGAGAAUUCUCCGUCGACGAAGCGGUUUCUCGUAGACGGCGGCGGCGGCGGCGGUGGUCCGGAGACGACGAAUUCGAUAGCCAGAAUGCUGAGCCAGAUGCCGCCGCAAACGCCGUCUCUGCAGGAGCAGCCGAUGCUGGGAAGCCUUGGGGAUGGGGUUUUCCGGCAGCAAGCGCCGCCGUAUCAUCAAGUCUCCGGCGUGAAUUGGUACGCUUGAAUUAAUUAAUUAUUGUUUAAUUAUCCAAGUUUUUAUACAAUUAAAGGAAUUUUUAUCUGUAAUUUAUUGGUCACCACGACAAUUUAUUAUUACUACACACACAUAUGUAUAUGUAUGUAUGUAUGAUGUAUGUAUAUCCUUUGGGGUUUGGAGAUUUUUGUUGCCAGGAAAGAAUAGACGACACGAAGAUUUCUCCGGUGAUUA